UUUUGCUGACGCGUGAGCUAGGCAGUCAUGCCUUGGCUGCUCUCAGCCACCAAGCUGGUUCCUGCCGUAGCAAGUGCCCGCGGCCUCUCAGGAUGCAUGUCAUGUUCACAGCGAAGGUACUCCCUCCAGCCCAUUCCAGAGAGAACGAUACCAAACCGAUACUUAGGCCAGCCAAGCCCCUUUACACACCCACACCUCCUCAGACCAGGGGAGGUGACUCCAGGACUAUCUCAGGUGGAAUAUGCACUUCGCAGACACAAACUAAUGGCUCUGAUCCACAAGGAAGCACAAGGGCAGAAUGGGACAGACCAGACAGUGGUUGUGCUUUCCAACCCUACAUACUACAUGAGCAAUGAUAUCCCGUAUACUUUCCACCAAGACAACAAUUUCCUGUACCUGAGUGGAUUCCAAGAGCCUGAUAGCAUUCUGGUCCUUCAAAGCCUCCCUGGCAAGCAGUUACCAUCACACAAGUCCAUGCUUUUUGUGCCUCGGAGAGACCCCAGUCGAGAACUUUGGGAUGGCCCGCGAUCUGGCACUGAUGGAGCAGUAGCUCUCACUGGAGUGGAUGAAGCCUAUACGCUAGAAGAAUUUCAACAUCUCAUACCCAAGCUGAAAGCUGAGACAAACACAGUGUGGUAUGACUGGAUGAGGCCCUCUCAUGCACAGCUUCACUCUGAGUACAUGCAGCAUCUCACUGAGGCCAAAACCAGGAGCAAGAACAAGGUGCGGAGUGUCCGGCAGUUGGUACAGCGCCUCCGGCUGAUCAAAUCUCCUGCAGAAAUUGAACGAAUGCAGAUUGCUGGGAAACUGACAUCACAGGCUUUCAUAGAGACCAUGUUUGCCAGUAAAGCCCCUGUGGAGGAAGCCUUUCUUUAUGCUAAGUUUGAAUUUGAGUGCCGGGCUCGUGGUGCAGAUAUCUUAGCCUACCCCCCUGUGGUUGCUGGUGGUAAUCGGUCAAACACUUUGCACUAUGUGAAGAAUAAUCAACUCAUCAAGGAUGGGGAAAUGGUGCUUCUGGAUGGAGGUUGUGAGUCUUCCUGCUAUGUGAGUGACAUCACCCGUACCUGGCCCGUCAAUGGCAGGUUCACCGCACCUCAGGCAGAACUCUAUGAAGCUGUUCUAGAGAUCCAGAGAGAUUGUCUGACCCUCUGCUCCCCUGGGACAAGCUUAGAGAACAUCUAUAGCAUGAUGCUGACACUGAUAGGACAGAAGCUUAAAGAGUUGGGGAUCAUGAAGAACAUUAAAGAAAACAGUGCCUUCAAGGCCGCUCGAAAAUACUGCCCUCAUCAUGUUGGCCAUUACCUUGGGAUGGAUGUGCAUGACACUCCAGACAUGCCCCGUUCCCUCCCUCUACAGCCCGGUAUGGUAAUCACCAUUGAGCCAGGCAUUUAUAUUCCAGAGGAUGACAGAGAUGCCCCAGAGAAGUUUCGGGGCCUUGGUGUACGAAUCGAAGAUGAUGUAGUGGUGACUCAGGACUCACCUCUCAUCCUGUCUGCAGAUUGUCCCAAAGAGAUGAGUGACAUCGAACAGAUAUGCAGCAGGGCCUCUUGACUGUCACUUCAGCCAACAUGCGUCUCAGGUGCAAGAUUGCACCCCUGCACAUGUGCUUUCUGAGUGUCUCUGCGUGUACAUUUAUACCUUCAUUCCAUUUGGGA
Molecule: messenger RNA, 1655 nt
Organism: Galeopterus variegatus (Sunda flying lemur)
Lineage: Eukaryota; Metazoa; Chordata; Mammalia; Dermoptera; Cynocephalidae
Gene: XPNPEP3
Product: X-prolyl aminopeptidase (aminopeptidase P) 3, putative
Exons: 10
Coding region: 28-1551 (507 amino acids)
Cellular component (GO): mitochondrion
Molecular function (GO): manganese ion binding; metalloaminopeptidase activity
Source: RefSeq, a predicted model, not a curated record